GCAUGCGAGUCACGUCCGCCCCCUCGCCGCGGCCGCCCCGAGACGCCGGCCCCGCCGAGUGAUGAGAACAGACGUCAAACUGCCUUAUGAAUAUUGAUGCGGAGGCUAGGCUGCUUUCGUAGAGAAGCAGAAGGAAGCAAGAUGGCUGCCCUUUAGGAUUUGUUAGAAAGGAGACCCGACUGCAACUGCUGGAUUGCUGCAAGGCUGAGGGACGAGAACGAGGCUGGCCAACAUUCAGCAGCAGACCCUCCCGAGACUGUCAGUCGCCCUUGCUCCUGUUGAGCUGCCACAUGUGGAAGCAGGAGAUGGGCUCAGCAGCAGCCAGCAGGCCAUGAUCCAGGAGGAGCAGUGAGGGGCAGAGCUGCUGGAUUCAUUCAGAGGGCAGCCUUGUGGAUGGCCCCGAAGCAAGCCUGAUGGAACAGGACAGAACCAACCAUGUUGAGGGCAACAGACUAAGUCCAUUCCUGAUACCAUCUCCUUCUCCUGUUUGCCAGACAGAACCUCUGGCUAUAAAGCUCCAGAAUGGAAGCCCAUUAACUGAGAGACCUUAUUCAGCAGUAAAUGGAGACACCAAGUGGCAGUCUUUCAAAAGUUACUAUGGAAUACCCCACAUGAAGGGAAGCCAGAACAGUCGUGCGAGUCUAGACUUUGUACAAGAAGGUAGAGGGUAUUCCAGAUGUUUGCAGAAUGGAGGGAUAAAACGCACAGUUAGUGAACCGUCUCUCUUUGGGCUCCAUCAGAACAAGAAACUGAAACAAGACCAAAAGGCUAAUGGAGAAAGAAUGAACUUCGGGGAAAGCCAAGAAAGAAAUCCAGUCAAAGGCAGCAGUCAACCAAACGUCUCCGAUGUGAGUGAGAAGAGAGAAUCUGUGAGCUCUGUAGCCCAGGAAAAUGAAGUGACAGGUCUCACCAGUUUUCCAGCACAUAACUGCAGUGGGUCUGAAAAUCCAGAGCUUCAGGUUCUGAGUGAGCAGGAGGGGAGAGAUGUUAACUACCAUGACAAGAAUAUUGUAUUACUUCUUAAAAACACGGCAGUGCUAAUGCCUAAUGGUGCUACAGUUUCUGCCUCUUCCAUGGAAAACACACACGGUGAACUCCUGGAAAAAACACUGUCUCAAUAUUAUCCAGAUUGUGUUUCCAUUGCGGUGCAGAAAACCACAUCUCACAUACAUGCCAUUAACAGUCAGGCUACUCAUGAGUUGUCCUGUGAGAUCACUCACCCAUCGCAUACCUCAGGGCAGAUCAAUUUCCCACAGACCUCGAACUCUGAGCUGCCUCCAGAGCCAGCUGCAGUGGUGGCCGAGGCCUGUGAUGCUGACAGUGUCAGUAAACCGGCUGCAGUGCUGGCUACCUGUCCCUUUCAGAAACCAGAACAGCAAAAUGCAGUUUUUGAGACCUGCCCAGCUCCGGCAGAAAAUGGUAACAUCCCAGGAACCACACAGCUAGCAUCUGGUGAAGAACUCUGUUCAGGUUCCAGCAGCAAUUUACAGGCUCCUGGUGGCAGCUCUGAACGGUAUUUAAAGCAAAGUGAAAUAAAUGGUGCUUACUUCAAGCAAAGCUCAGUGUUCACUAAGGAUUCCUUUUCUGCCACUACCACACCACCACCACCAUCACAACUGCUUCUUUCUCCCCCUCCUCCUCUCCCACCGUUUCCUCAGCUUCCUUCAGAAGGAAAAAGCACUCUGAAUGAUGGAGUUUUGGAAGAACACCAUCACUACCCCAACCAAAGUAACACAACUCUUUUAAGGGCAGUGAAAAUAGAGGGUCAGCCUGAGGCACCACCAUCCCAGAGUCCUACUCCAUCCACACACAUAUCCAGCUCCUCUCUGAUGCUUCCAGAAAGGCCUCAGAAUAAUUGUGUUAACAAGAAUGACAUAUGGACUCCAGGGACAAUGACCGUUCCAUCGUGUUCUGAGAAAACAAGACAAGUGUCAGAACAUCUCAAGCAUAACCCACCAGUUCCUGGUAGCAGAGGAGAUCCACAAGACCACUGCCAGCCGAUGACGGGACACAAAGAGCAAGAGAUCCUCAAGGGUCGAGGUGAAGAACAAACACGAGACCCUGUGCUCCCAACACAGUCCUAUCUGAAACCGGGAUGGAUUGAAUUGAAGGUCCCUCGCUAUCAUCAAGCAGAGUCCCAUCCAAAAUGUAAUGAGACAUCCCUGCGGUCAAUUCUUCAGUAUCAGUCCAACGCCUCCAAUCAAAUGACCUCCAAACAAUACACUGGAAAUUCCAACACGCCUGGGGGCCUCCCAGGGCAGGCUUAUAUCCAGAAAAUAAUGCAACCAGAGCAGAGGCCACAAAGGUACCAAGUUGAGAUGAAUCAAGGGCAGUCUCAAGGUACAGUGGACCAGCCUCUCCACUUCCAAAAACCCUCACUCCAGGUGCACUUCUCCAAAACAGACCCUUCACCUGAAUCUCACAGGCAGUCACUGUGUGCCCCAAGAUUUCAUAUUCAGCAAAGACCAGAAUUCCAAAGUGAGGAACUCAUGGCCCCAACAUUCAAACAACACUUAAAUCAACAGGCUUCAGAGACUGAGCCAUUCUCAAACUCACACCUUCUGCAUAAGCCUCAGAAGCAGGCAGCACAAACACAACCAUCCCAGAAGUCACCCCUCUCUCAAAGCCAGCAACAGCAGCAAACAUUACAGAUAAAGAAUAAAGAACAAAUGCCCCAGACUUUUUCACAUCCCCAAGGCAACAGUGAUCAGCAAAGAGAAGGAUCAUUCUUCAGCCAGGUUAAAGUAGAAGACUGCUUUCGUGGUGAAAAUCAAUAUUCGAAAUCAAAUGAGUUCCAGACUCGUAGUACCCAAAUGGGACUGGAGCAAGUACAGAAUAUGAAGAGUAGAAAUUCCCCCUACGGUCAGAUCUUGAAAUCAAAUGCAAGCAAAGUGCAGAUUUCUUGUUUGAACAAGACACACCUCGUUCCAGAGAAUAAAGAACAGGCUAUACAUUCUGAACUCUUUGCAGGAAACAAGACCCAAAACUUGCAUCACAUGCAGUACUUUCCAAAUAAUGUGACCCCAAAGCAAGACAUUCUUCACAGGUGCUUCCAAGAACAAGAACAGAAACCUCAGCAAGCUUCAGCUCCACAGGGACACAAAAGCAGAAACCAAGAUGUGUCUGCUCAACAAGCUGCACAACUCGCUCAGCAAAGGUACCUGGUGCAAACCCAAGCAAACGCGUUCCCUGUGCCCAGUCACGUGGGAAGUCACAUUCAGACCCCGCCCCAGAAGGACAUUCAAAAGCACGCUGCUCUAAGGUGGCACCUCUUGCAGAAGCAAGAACAGCAGCAAAUACAGCAACUCCAAACAGAGUCUGGCCACAAUCAGAUGCACAGGCCAAUUAAGGUCGAACCUGGGUCCAAGCCCCAAGCCUGUAUGCGCCCUAUGUCAGCACAGCCAGAAAACAAAACAUGGAAAAAGAUGCCAAAGCAAGAGAUUCCACCUCCAAGCUGCGAUAAUGUGCAACAAAAGAGCAUCCUUGAGACCAUGGAGCAGCAUCUGAAGCAAUUUCAGGUCAAAUCAUUAUUUGACCAUAAGGCUCUUACUCUUAAAUCACAGAAGCAAGUAAAAGUUGAAAUGUCCGGGCCAGUCACGGUUUUAACUACACAAACCCCUGCUGCAGAACUUGAGAGCCACACCCCAGCUUUAGAGCAGCAAGCAACGCCUUCUUCAGAAAAGACACCAACCAAAAGAACAGCUGGUUCUGUUCUCAAUAAUUUUUUAGAGUCACCUUCCAAAUUACUAGAUACUCCAAUAAAAAAUUUAUUGGAUACACCUGUCAAGACCCAGUAUGAUUUCCCAUCGUGCAGAUGUGUAGAGCAAAUUAUUGAAAAAGAUGAAGGUCCUUUUUAUACCCAUCUAGGAGCAGGUCCUAAUGUGGCAGCUAUUAGAGAAAUCAUGGAAGAAAGGUUUGGACAGAAGGGUAAAGCUAUUAGGAUUGAAAGAGUCAUCUAUACUGGUAAAGAAGGCAAAAGUUCUCAGGGAUGUCCUAUUGCUAAAUGGGUGGUCCGCAGAAGCUGCAGCGAGGAGAAGCUACUGUGUCUGGUGCGGGAGCGAGCUGGCCACACCUGUGAAGCUGCGGUGAUUGUGAUUCUCAUCCUGGUGUGGGAAGGAAUCCCACUCUCUCUGGCUGACAAACUCUACUCCGAGCUUACCGAGACGCUGAGGAAAUAUGGCACGCUCACCAACCGUCGGUGUGCCCUGAAUGAGGAGAGAACCUGUGCCUGCCAGGGGCUGGACCCAGAGACCUGUGGUGCCUCCUUUUCUUUUGGUUGUUCAUGGAGCAUGUACUACAAUGGAUGUAAGUUUGCCAGAAGCAAGAUCCCAAGAAAAUUUAAGCUGCUUGGGGAUGACCCAAAAGAGGAAGAGAAACUGGAGUCUCAUUUGCAAAACCUGUCCACUCUUAUGGCACCAACAUACAAGAAACUUGCACCCGAUGCGUAUAAUAACCAGAUUGAAUAUGAACACAGAGCACCAGAGUGCCGUCUGGGUCUGAAGGAAGGCCGUCCAUUCUCAGGGGUCACUGCAUGUUUGGACUUCUGUGCUCAUGCCCACAGAGACUUGCACAACAUGCAGAACGGCAGCACGUUGGUAUGCACCCUCACUAGAGAAGACAAUCGAGAAAUUGGAGGAAAACCAGACGAUGAGCAGCUCCACGUUCUGCCCCUCUACAAAGUCUCUGACGUGGAUGAGUUUGGGAGUGUAGAAGCUCAGGAGGAGAAGAAACGAAAUGGUGCCAUUCAGGUCCUGAGUUCUUUUCGGCGCAAAGUCAGGAUGUUAGCGGAGCCGGUCAAGACAUGCCGACAAAGGAAGCUAGAAGCCAAGAAAGCUGCAGCUGAGAAGCUUUCCUCUCUGGAGAACAGCACAAGCAAGAGUGAAAAGGAAAAGUCAGCCUCAUCUCGUACAAAACAGAUAGAAAACACAAGCCAGGCUAAACAGUUGGCAGAACUUUUGCGACUUUCAGGACCAGUCAUGCAGCAGCCCCAGCAGCCCCAGCCGCCCCAGCCGCCCCAGCCGCCCCAGCCCCAACUACAGAAGCAAGUCCCGCAGCUACCAAAGCAGCUACCCCAGCUGCAGCAACCCCAGCAACAGCAGCCACAUCCCCCCUUAACUAGUAACCCUCAGUCAGAGUCUGUCAACUCUUACUCUUCUUCUGGAUCCACCAAUCUAUACAUGAGACGGCCCAAUCCAGUCAGUCCUUAUCCAAGCUCUUCACACACUUCAGAGAUAUAUGGAGGCGCCAAGCCUAUGAACCUCUAUUCCACCUCAUCCCAAGCUGCAAGUUCAUAUCUGAAUUCGAACCCCAUGAGCCCCUACCCUGGGCUUUUGAACCAGAAUAACCAGUAUCCAUCAUAUCAAUGCAACGGAAACAUAUCAGUGGACAGUUGCUCCCAGUAUCUGGGUUCCUAUUCUCCCCAGUCUCAGCCCGUGGAUCUAUAUAGGUAUCCAAACCAGGACCCUCUGUCUAAGCUAAAUCUACCACUUUACCAGCCGAGGUUCGGAAAUAGCCAGAGUUUUACUUCUAAGUACUUAGGUUACGGAAACCAAAAUAUGCAAGGAGAUGCCUUCAGCAGUUGUACUGUUCGACCAAAUGUGCACCACGUAGGGGCAUUUCCUCCUUAUUCCACUCAUGAGAUGGACGGCCACUUCAUGGGAGCCGCCUCCAGAUUACCACCCCACGCCACCACCCCCUUGAAGAACCCCAACAGGAAUCACCCCACCAGGAUCUCGCUCGUCUUCUACCAGCACAAGAGCAUGAAUGAGCCGAAGCACGGCUUGGCGCUCUGGGAAGCCAAAAUGGCCGAGAAGGCCCGCGAGAAAGAGGAAGAGUGUGAGAAGUACGGCCCAGACUACGUGCCUCAGAAAACCCAUGGCAAGAAAGUGAAGCGGGAGCCCACUGAGCCGCAUGAGCCUUCCGAGCCCACGUACCUGCGCUUCAUCAAGUCCCUCGCCGAAAGGACCAUGUCCGUGACCACAGACUCCACAGUAACGACAUCUCCAUAUGCCUUCACUCGGGUCACAGGGCCUUACAACAGAUAUAUUUGAUGUCGCCCCUCGGGUUGGUUACCUCAUUUGAAAAGACCACAACCAGCCUAUCCGUAGUGUAGUUCUCAUGACGCAGGCAGUGGGGAAAGGACACAGUGUUCCUGACAAAUGUGGGGGGAAGAACCUCUGCUCACCAGCGCAAAAAGAGGUCCUCUCACCAUAGCACUUAAUUUCCCCUGACUCCUAAGUGGUCACAGAUGGAAUCUAGGCAAAAGACCAAAGCAUUCUAUGCAAAAUGAAGGUGGAGAAAAAAGUGUUCCACAAUUUACAUUGUUAAACACUGGUUCUGUUAUUGGAUGAGAUGAUACAUAAAUGUGAUUCCCCUCCCCUUACAACUCUACACAUCUGUGACCACUUUUAAUAAUACCAAGUUUGCAUAGUCAUGGAAAGCAAAUCAAACAAGUACUGUAUUAUUACAGGGGCAGGAAUCUUAAAAUACCAUCUGGUGCUGAAUAUAUGAUAUACUGAAAUACUGGAAUCAUGGCUUUUUAACAUGCAGUUUUUACUGUAAUCUUAAUAUUAACUUUUAUUUAUCAAAAUAGCUACAGGAAGCAUAAAUGGACAGCGAAACACUGAAUUUGUUUGGAUGUUCUAAGAAAUGGUGCUAAGAAAAUGGUGUCUUUAACAGUUGAAAAUUUAAUGCCUUUGUAUCAUCAAGAUGCUACCAGUGUACUCCAAUGCCCUUGAAUAAUGGGGGUACCUUUUCAUUCAAGUUUUUAAUCAUAAUUACUUAUUCUUACAUGAGCUUAGUUUUUAAAAUGUGGACAUUUUAAAGGCCUCUGGAUUUUGCUCAUCCAGUGAAGUCCUUGUAGGACAGUAAACGUAUAUAUGUACAUAUAUACACAUAUGUAUAUGUGCACAAACAUGUAUAUGUAUAAAUAUUUUAAAUGGUGUUUUAGAAGCACUUUGUCUACCUAAGCUUUGACAACUUGAACAAUGCUAAGGUACUGAGACGUUUAAAAAAAAAGUUUACUUUCAUUUUAGGAUGCAAAGUUGAUUUUUUUAAGGAAACAAGGAAAGCUUUUAAAAUAUUUUUGCUUUUAGCCAUGCAUCUGCUGAUGAGCAACGUGUCCAUUUUUAAUAUAGCCAGUUACAUCCAAAAAUGGGGCUUACUGGAUUCAAGGGAAUACGUUAGUCCACAAAACAUGUUUUCUGGUGCUCAUCUCACAUGCUAUACUGUAAAACAGUUUUAUACAAAAUUGUAUGACAAGUUCAUUGCUCAAAUAUGUAGGUUGUAAGAACUGUCUAUUAGCAGCAGGUAAUAACCGCAUGCUACAGACUCAUCAAAGCUAGUUCACUUAAGCCAGCGCUAUUGUAUAGAUCUGUGUGCUCUUCAGCAAACUGAAUGGCAGUCUGCCUUUUGCUGAUAAUUGUACAUUGUGAUGUUGUCAUUCCUUAGCUUAAGUGUCCUCGUUACCAGGAAGAUUGAGCAGACUGAUGCCUGCGUAAGAUGAGUAUAAACAGGGUUAGUUCCAUGUGAAUCUGUUAAUUAAAAAGGAAAAAAAAAACAAAAACAGGCAGCUGGUUUGCUGUGGUGGUUUUAAAUCAUUAAUUUGUAUAAAGAAGUGAAAGAGAUGUAUAGUAAGUAAAUUAAAUUGUAAACAAAACUUUUUUAACGCAAUGCUUUAGUAUUUUAGUACUGUAAAAAGAAAUUAAAUAUAUACAUAUAUAUAUAUAUAUGGAUUUGAAGCAGAAUUCACAUCAUGAUGGUGCUACUCAGCCUGCUACAAAUAUAUCAUAAUGUGAGCUAAGAAUUCAUUAAAGGUUUGAGUGAUGUUCCUACUUGUCAUAUACCUCAACACUAGUUUGGCAAUAGGAUAUUGAACUGAGAGUGAAAGCUUAUAGCAUUGUGUACCAUCAUUUUUUUCCAAGUCUUUUUUUUAAUUAUUAUUAAAAAAAAAUACCUUUUUUCGAUACUUGAUUUCUUAGCAAGUAUAACUUGAACUUCAACUUUUUUGUUCUAAAAAUUCAGGGAUAUUUCAGCUCAUGUUCUCCUUAUGCCAACAUGUCACCUGUGUUUAUGUAAAAUUGUUGUAGGUUUAAUAAAUAUAUUUUUUUCAGGGAUUUAACCCUUUUAUUUCAAAUCCCUCCUAUUUUACUUGUAUAUGUCCUGAUGUAACUAAAACUAAUUUUGUAAAUCUGUUGGCUCUUUUUAUUGUAAAGAAAAGCAUUUUAAAAGUUUGGAGAAUCUUUUGACUGUUUCAAGCAGAAAAAAAUUACAUGAAAAUAGAAUGCACUGAGUUGAUAAAGGGAAAAUUGUAAGGCAGGAGUUUGGCAAGUGGCUGUUGGCUAGAGUCUUCAACUCUCUAAAUAAAGAUGUCUUGAUCCUGUAAUCAGUACAGGUACAGAUCCACGAGGACUUCCCUACACAGGCAGAACACUUAGGGGUAUGGUGUGCAAUCGACUGUACAGCUACAUCUUGGUCUAGGUUCAUUUCUGCUUACUAAUCUUUCAAAUAAAUCCUUAAUCAAAGCAGGACUUUGAGUUUUAUUGGUCAGAUCUUUAUAACAUGGCUUUUGUCUUAAAAAAUCCUCCCAUUUUUGGCUGUGACCAGUUUACAAACAUUUCAAAAAUGUUUGCUUUGAAUAUGUCAAACUGCAUGAUUUUAAUAUUUUGCCUAUGCCAUAUAUCUAACCCCAAAUAUUUGGUUACUACAUGCACAUUAGUCGGUUUUGAGUCAGCCACCCUAUAUGAAUGGAUAUUUGGUUUCUGUAUCAUCCACUGUCAUCUGUCAAACUGCUGGCCAACAAGAGCAGGAAAUAUAGUUUGGGGGAGGUUGAGGAGAGGUUAGGUAGGGAGGAGGAGAGGAAGUUGAGUGGCAUAUUGUAAAUAUCAGAUCUAUAACUGUAAAUAUCAAACCUGCCUCAGUUAGAAUGAAUGGAAAGCAGAUCUCCAAUUUGCUUAUAUAGGAAUAUCAGGUUGACUAUAUAGCCAUACUUGAAAAUGCUUCUGAGUGGUGUCAACUUUACUUGAAUGAAUUUUUCAUCUUGAUUGACGCACAGUGGUGUACAGCUCACUUCUAAAGCUAGUGGUUAACUUGUGUAGGAAACUUUUGCAGUUUGACACUAAGAUAAUGAACUCUGUGUGCAUUUUUCUAUGCUUUUUUUUUUAAAAAACUUAGUUUCAUUUCAUUUUCAUCAGAUGUUUGAUUUGUCUAUAAAAAUCGGAUGGUUAUAAAUACUGUAAGUAUUGUAAUGUUAUGAAUGCCGGUUAUUUGAAAGCGUUUAUUAUUAUAUCAUUCCUGAUAACGCUAUGUGAGUGUUUUUAAUAAAAUUUAUAUUUAUUUAAUGCA
Messenger RNA from Vicugna pacos (alpaca), 9342 nucleotides. It is a transcript of the gene TET2, whose product is annotated as tet methylcytosine dioxygenase 2. Gene Ontology annotation, molecular function: DNA 5-methylcytosine dioxygenase activity. The record is from RefSeq and is a predicted model, not a curated record. NCBI's taxonomy places the organism in Eukaryota, Metazoa, Chordata, Mammalia, Artiodactyla, Camelidae. Gene Ontology annotation, biological process: positive regulation of transcription by RNA polymerase II; chromosomal 5-methylcytosine DNA demethylation, oxidation pathway; myeloid cell differentiation. Gene Ontology annotation, cellular component: nucleus.